This is a messenger RNA of Aplysia californica (California sea hare), 912 nucleotides long. RefSeq names its product jerky protein homolog-like. Bases 1 to 912 code for a protein of 303 amino acids. Gene Ontology annotation, cellular component: nucleus. The transcript has a single exon. Lineage: Eukaryota; Metazoa; Mollusca; Gastropoda; Aplysiida; Aplysiidae. Gene Ontology annotation, molecular function: DNA binding. The record is from RefSeq and is a predicted model, not a curated record.
AUGAAAAGGGACGUGGUUGACAGAUAUUUUGGAGAUCUGCACAAGACCAUAACUGAGUUGGGAUUACGAGAGAAGCCAGCACAGAUCUGGAACUGCGAUGAAACGGGCCUCACAUUCUGCCCGGAUGCUUCAAAGGUUCUGGCUGCAAAAGGAGCCCGGAAUGUAGAGGCCAGGUGCAGUCCGUCCAAAGACAACAUUACCACCUUGGUAUGUGUUAACGCCGCAGGUUCUGUCAUGCCCCCUAUGUGCGUCGUCAAGGGAAAAACGAACAGGUCCAUCCAUUCCUUUGCUAUCCAGGACAGCCCAGAAGGCACCAUUUGGGCCUAUCAAGAAAAUGGUUGGAUGAACGACGACAUAGGGGUGCAAUGGUUUCAACAAGUUUUCCUCCCCAACUGCGGAGACUCAAGGUCUCAAUUGUUGAUCCUAGACUCACAUCACAGCCAUGAGGUCCUGGAACUUCUCGAGAUGGCGAAGGAACAGUUGGUCCAUGUUUUGGCUCUCCCCCCUCACACCACACAUAUGCUCCAACCUCUGGACCGGGUGGUAUUUAAACCAUUCAAGACAGCCUACAGACGCCACUGCAUAGAAUUUUUAACUGCCAAUCCAGGGAAAACCAUAAAUAAAGUGACAUGGCCAAGCCUUCUUUCCAAAACCUGGAUGUCAACUUUGAAGCCAGAGUUAAUACAAAAGGCUUUCGAAGCUACUGGAAUCCACCCUGUAGACAGGACAAGAAUACCUGAAUCGGCUUUCUUGCCAGGAGAUGCUUAUAGGGCUGCAGUUGCAACAGCAUCAUUGUCAUCAACAGAAUCAGAACCUGUAGUCGCAACAGCAUCAUCGUCAUCAACAGAAUCUGAACCUGGAUCUGAACCUGCAGCAACGCCAACACCAUGUCCCAUGGAAGUGGAAGAGUAA